GAAUGUUUCAGAAUUACCAACACUGUUGAUGAAGUUUUAGUCGACGGGCAUCAUCAUUUGGCUUUGUUUUGCGGAGCCAGCUUCCGCCAUGCAGCCGGUGGUACUACGUGGUAUAUCGUCUCUGACAUGGCAGCAUGCUCGCGGUGCGCUGCCCAGCGCGCUUCAGCAAGCUCUCGCGGCAUCGGCAGCAUCAUCGAGUAGCAGCUUGACAGCGGUCGACUGCGACGCUGGCGCUGACAUGCAGGCAUCUUGCUCGGGACGUGGUGUAGAAUGCGCCCGGCACCGGCUCGCAUGGGGGCCUCUAUCCGGCGUGGCGGGGCUGAGCACCUCGGCGCGGGCUGCGUCUCCCGCCGCAGCGGCGAUGCCCUCCUCGUCUGCCGCCUCGGCAGCUUCUCCCGCAGCAGAUGCGGCACCUCCAGGCGCCUACUCGGUGGAGAUCGCGGUGCAGGGCUUUGAAAAGCGCUACGUAGACAUGGCCUGCAACACGCUCGGCGACAUCAUUAUCCUGGCGUUCGCGCCCAAAUCCUACGCCGCGCUGCCCACCGGCGCGCCCAGCCCCUCCGACGCCCCAGUCAACCUCGCCUUCGGGCCGGAGCGACGUGACGUGAGGCUGCCGUGGCGCCGCACGCGCAUCACGCUCAUUCGCGGCCCGCACAUAGACAAGACCGGCAUGGAGCAGUUCGAGCGGCGCGAGUACAAGUCGGUCCUGACGGCCGCAACCAACUGCCCCCAGGAGCUAGCGCGGCUGCUGGAGGCGGUGAAGCUGUACCAGUUCACGGGCGUGCAGAUCAAGAUGCAGCUCGCCAGCGCGCAGCGCGUCGACCUGCCCGCCGACGUCUCGGCACUGCUGCGGGGCGGCGGCGGCGCCACCGCCGCCUCGACCGGCAGCAGCAGUAGCAGCAGUAGCAGCAGUAGCAGCAGCAGCAGCCUGGUGGGGUCGCCGGUGGUGGAGAUCCCGGCGCCGGCCAGCGCGGACCUGGCCUUCGCGGAGGAGGUGGGGCGCGUGCUGGGCGUGCUGCGGCCGGCGGUGUGGGCGGGGCUGAGCCGGCGCCGUGCUGUGCUGGCGGGCAGCGCUGACCACGAAACCUGGCUCAAAGCGGCGGCGGGGGGGCUGCCGCCCUCGGCGAGCGCGACACGGGGAGCGGGAAGGGGCGGCGGCGCGGCGGCGCUGCCGCCGCCGGCGGUGGUGGCCGGCUGGGAUGCGGAGGCGGAGGUUGCGGGGGCGGCGGCGGAGGGCGGCGACGCGUUCGGGAGGCUGCUGCGGCUGCGGCUGAGGCAGCAGGCGCAGUUGCAGGACGCACAGGCGUCCACCUCCGCCUCUGGCACCUCCACCCCGGCCGCCGCCUCCGCCGCCGCGUACGGCCUGGACCCCGCCCUCGCCGCCCGACUGCUGGCGCGCAUCGACGCCGACCUACUGCAUGCGCACGAGGCCGCCGCCGCCGGGCUGCCGCCGCCGGCGGCGCUAGCCGCCGGCACGGCGGCGGCGGCGGUGGCGGCUCCGCCGCCCGCCACUGCCGUACUCGACGCCAGCAAGAUGUCGCCGGCCGAGUACGCCUAUGCCGUACUGAAGUACGUGCAGUACGUGGAUUCGCUGUACGAGUCGAGCGGCGCGGCGGCGGCGGCGGCGCGCGGCGACGCCGCGCUGCAGCUGGCGGCGCCGGCGCUGGCGGUGCGGCUGCUGCAGCUGUGGUGGGAGGCCACGACCGUGGAGUUCAAGCGGGCGUUGGGGCUGCCGCCGGCGGAGGAGGAGCGGCGCAUGCUGGAGCGGCUGCUGGAGCUGCAGAAGAAGAAGGACGAGCUCAAGGGCGCAGGCAGGGGCGGCGGCCGGUAGGCGGCCGGUAGGCGGCUGGUAGGAGGCCGGUAGGGGGCUGGUAGGAGGUCGGUAGGCGCAGGCGGGUGCAGGGCGGGGUGAAGGGUGGGUGCAGGGGAGCGGCGCGAGGUGUAGGUGACGGGCGGCGGGUGCUUGAGAAUGGUGUGGCGGGUGGGCACUGGUGUGGUAUUGUAGGUAUUGUGUGAAGGUGUUGCUAGAGCAGGAGUCGUGUUCGCCUUCCGGGAAUUGUCAGGGCAGAAUGGUGGUUCUAUUCCGGUGCUGGGUACUUGCGGCGGGGAGGUGGAUGAUUCAGGGAGGUGGCACGGACUUGGGCACGGAUGACGAGGACUGUGUGGCGGCAGGACCACUUUGAAUGCAGCGCUUGCGUCUCGCUGAGUUGACGCCGUUAACAUGUGUGCGCAUCACAUGCGUGCAUCAUCUGGUGCCUUGUUUCUGAAGCAUGCGCAGCUGCAAACAGAAAGCGCAAAUCUGUUUCGGCCCUGCCACUUCACCUAGCAGAAUCGCGAAUCUGCCUGAGUCCCAGCUAGGUAAACUCCUCAUAAGUACGGUAUACGAGGGCAGAGCAUGGACGUUUCGGCACUCGGCCCCUGGUCUGGCAAUGUGCCUGUACGAACUGACCCUGGCUGUAUCUGGGCACUGGCUGUACUUUUCGGCACAACGCCAACAUUGGCUAUGGCGGUUGCGUCAGCAGGUUGGGGCGGGGACCAAACCGGGCACUGCUCAGCCUGCUGGUGGACAAGUACGCGCACCUGGUGGUGUACGUGGACGAGUUCUACACAUCGCAGGCAAGAUGAGAGCAGACGGGUUGGAAUGAGUAGAGAGGUGGUCGGGUGGACAGGAUGGGGCUCGUGUGCAGGUAGCCGGGUAGCCAGCAAGGUUGGCU
This is a messenger RNA of Chlamydomonas reinhardtii, 2714 nucleotides long. RefSeq lists its product as uncharacterized. Gene Ontology annotation, molecular function: structural constituent of ribosome. The record is from RefSeq and is a predicted model, not a curated record. Gene Ontology annotation, biological process: translation. NCBI's taxonomy places the organism in Eukaryota, Viridiplantae, Chlorophyta, Chlorophyceae, Chlamydomonadales, Chlamydomonadaceae. The transcript has 2 exons. The coding region runs from base 89 to 1831 and encodes 580 amino acids. Gene Ontology annotation, cellular component: mitochondrion; ribosome; small ribosomal subunit.